AUGGCGGUGGUCCCGCCUUUGGUGUAUGCAGAUCAAGCUAUUUCGAUCAUUCGCAGAGAGGAUUCCACUGGCUUCUCAAGAGACGUCUGUGCUAUUCUGCUACUGGCGAACAUCACGAGAUGUUUCUUCUGGCUAGGGGAGCCUUUUGAGCUGCCACUGCUCUUUCAGUCUAUAUUCAUGAUCUUGUCUCAACUUGCGCUUCUCUACAUAUGCAUACGAUACCGUCCCAAAGUUAGUCCUGAAAACCUCGGGACCUCGUCAAGGCCGCUGUCAUUUUGGCAGUGGCCAUCGUAUGUGCAGUAUCUAGAAUUCCUCGCUGGCUUCCUGUAA
Coniophora puteana RWD-64-598 SS2 is the source of this 330-nucleotide messenger RNA. RefSeq lists its product as uncharacterized. NCBI's taxonomy places the organism in Eukaryota, Fungi, Basidiomycota, Agaricomycetes, Boletales, Coniophoraceae. The record is from RefSeq and is a predicted model, not a curated record. Gene Ontology annotation, cellular component: trans-Golgi network; endosome. Gene Ontology annotation, biological process: phospholipid translocation; retrograde transport, endosome to Golgi. The coding region runs from base 1 to 330 and encodes 109 amino acids. The transcript is spliced from 4 exons.